CAACUCUUUCUUCCUUUCUCUUUACUUUCUGUUCUUUAUCAACUUCUUUUAUUUUCUUUCUUAUUUAAUAUAUACUUUUUGCUUAUUCUUUUCUCAUAAGUCAUUUAGAGGAAGAAUAUAAAAAAGGAAUACAAAAAAAUAGUUAGAAACUUUUAGUUGCUAAAACAACAACAUAUCGAAAAAUGUCGGAGGAUCUUUUCAAUGUCCCGAUUUUCUUCAUCGUCUUUCGUGAGACGACCGAAGCUGCCAUCAUUGUCUCUGUCUUGCUCUCAUUCUUGAGAAAGGUCUUUGAGCCCGGAACCGCUGUCUACAAGAAACUUCGCAACCAAGUCUGGAUCGGAAGUGCUAUUGGUCUAUUUAUUUGUAUAUGUAUUGGUGCUGCCUUCAUUGCUGUCUGGUACACCGUCCUUAACGAUCUCUGGGGUUCAUCCGAAGAGAUUUGGGAAGGUGUUUUCUCUCUUAUUGCUGGACUUAUGAUUACCGCCAUGGGCUUGGCCAUGUUGAGAACCGAACGCAUGCAGGAAAAGUGGAAGGUUAAGCUCGCAAUUGCCAUGGAAGCCGAACAGAAGAAAAAGGGUGCCCGUGCGUGGCUUCAGCGUUACUCUUUCUUCUUCUUGCCAUUCAUUACCCUUCUCAGAGAAGGUCUCGAAGCUGUUAUUUUCAUCGGUGGUGUUGCUCUUGAUGUAAAGGCAAAGUCUAUUCCUAUUGCUGUCAUUAUGGGUCUCAUUUGCGGUUGUCUCGUUGGUGUAAUCAUCUACCGUGGUGGCUCGCUCCUCAAGCUCCGUUGGUUCUUCGUCGUCUCUACUAUCAUCCUUUACUUGGUCGCUGCCGGUCUGAUGGCCAAGUGCGUCGGUUACUUCGAGCAGUACGCCUGGAACAAGGUUAUCGGUGGUGAGGGUGGUGACACCAUUGCUUACAAGGUCACAACUGCUGUCUGGCACGUCUCCUGGGGAGACCCAGAGUACAACGCUGGUGAGAACGGUGGUUACCAGAUCUUCAACGCUAUCUUGGGCUGGAACAACACUGCUACCAUUGGUACCAUCAUCAUGUACUGUCUCUACUGGAUCUUUGUUGCCGGUGCCCUCGUCUUCAUGCACUUCAAGGAGAAGCGUGAUGCCAUUCUCAGAGUCGAGCGCGGUGAAUGGAACGAUGGUGAUGAAGCCCUCGAAAACGCCAGAAACUAUGUCGGUUCCGAUGGUGUUAUUAUUGGCAAGAACCAGGAUGAUCUUGAAGGUCAUGUCCAGCACGAGAAGAUUGAGACCACCACAAUCAAGGCUUAAAAAUCCUUGCCUAAAAGCAAACAACAAAAAAAAAGUAAUUAGUCUUUUUUAACUAUUACUACUACUAUUAUUAUUAUUUACUAUUAUUAUUAUUAUUAUUAUUUCAUAUAUUUCUCCCGCGACCCUCUUCUUUAUCUCUCUCUCUCUCUCUAUCUUUCAUCACUCAUACAAUGUUGUUUCAUUAUAUAUUCUCUCCCUUUACUUAAUACUCUAUUCGCAGCCUUGGCUUGUUGGUCUGGGUGCUCUACGAUAAAAGUUUUUGCUACCUUUAUUACUCGAGUCUCGACUGUAUAUAAUAUAUAUUCUCUCUCUCAAUAUCUCUCUGUCUGUUUGUCUCUCUGUCUGAGUACUACUUCUUUAAGAAUGAUCCUAAUAGUCAGCAUAUUUUUGAGUCCUUUAUUCUCUAUAUCUCUUAUACUUUGUUUAUUUAUUUAAAUAAUAAUUAUAAUAAAUAUUUAUUCCAUUUUUAAAUAU
This is a messenger RNA of Phycomyces blakesleeanus NRRL 1555(-), 1754 nucleotides long. RefSeq lists its product as hypothetical. The record is from RefSeq and is a predicted model, not a curated record. Gene Ontology annotation, molecular function: ferrous iron transmembrane transporter activity. Bases 183 to 1280 code for a protein of 365 amino acids. NCBI's taxonomy places the organism in Eukaryota, Fungi, Mucoromycota, Mucoromycetes, Mucorales, Phycomycetaceae. The transcript has 2 exons. Gene Ontology annotation, cellular component: high-affinity iron permease complex; plasma membrane. Gene Ontology annotation, biological process: iron ion transmembrane transport.